This is a messenger RNA of Cladocopium goreaui, 1993 nucleotides long. The record is from the annotation of a GenBank genome assembly. NCBI's taxonomy places the organism in Eukaryota, Dinophyceae, Suessiales, Symbiodiniaceae.
GUUACAACCUGACACUGGGGCUGGCACACUGAUUGGAAACUGGUUUGAGGAGCGGGCCCUUCGUGAUUCCUCUGGUGAGGGGCGAACGGUGCCACAGCGUCACUUGCCUCGAUCAGGGCUACUGAAAGACUGGACCAAAGUGCCACCGCAGCCCAGGAAAGGCGACGACACCUUCGACCGUGUCUACGGGCCAAAGUCAUCGCUCGAGUGGGAGCCGGCCUCGAACGCCAUUGGCAAGGUGGACAACUCCACUCCGAACAUCAUGAUGGAUGGCCCUUUGGAUGUUGCCCUGAAGACAGCACACCACGAAGGGGCGGAGAUGGAUGUGCAGACCGAGGAGGGAAUUUUAGAGGAGGUGAAUCACGCUCGAUAUUUUGAGACCACCACAGGGGUCGGUCACCAGAAGCCCGACUACACCGUGGCAAAGAAGGCAUCUCACACGUCGAAGUGCUACGAACAAGAAAUCCGCUGUGGACCGGAACCUGAUGUGAUGCCAGCCCUUGAAAACACAGGCCUAGAAGUUCCGUUCCACGCCCACUAUUCGCGGGUGGAUCAGAUCACCAACACCAGGAUGUUCAUGGCUGACAAAGAGUUCCGGGGCAACGUCGCAGCCUCCGCUCCCACCGGUGUUGGACCCUUUCAUCGAAAUGCAGAGUUCACAAAGGGCUGUGAGAAGUUCAUCUUGGCCGUCCACAAGGAUGAGGGCCUGAACGCCAUGUACGCGGGCUUGAAAGAUUUGAAUCCCAUGAGGCAGCUGGGUGGUGAACAUCCAGCAGCACACUUUGCAUUGAUCCCAUCCUUGGCGGCGCUAAAGGGCACCAUCCAUCGAAAGGUUCAGGAGGUGUGGGGACCUCUGGGCUAUGUGAACCUGCGACAGCGUUUGUGCGAAUUCUGCGACCACGAAGGUUUCGUCCGCAAGGCAGAUGUGGUGGAAGUGCUUCGUGAAACCCUGGGCAUCUCAGAGGACGAGGUCGGCAGCAAGCCAUUGGAUGUAUGGCUGUCUCAGCUCACCACCAUGAAGAAGGACGAACUGAAAGCUUCGACCUUGAUGAUCUCCUUACGACCAGCCUUGCCGCAGAAGGACAAGCGACGCGUUCUCACGGCCUUCAAAUUAUUGCAAGGCCCUAGUGGCACCGCUCGCCUUGGUGAUUGGUUGCAGAGGCCGCGAGCCACAUGUGGCAGAAUCAUGAUCCGGAGAGGAGACUUAGGCAUGUGCUGCAAUCUCUUCAAGAUCGAUGUACAAUGGCCACAGGAUGUAUCUACCUCACCAUGGCUGCCUCAAUGGAUCUACGUCCUGCUCGUGGGCCUAGUGACCACUCUUUUUUUGGCAUUUCAGAUCGUACACCUGAUGGACUUCUUCCCCAAGUUUGGGUGGUUCUACUUUGUCUUCCUCACCAAUUGGGCCUUGGUGCUCGAAUCCGUGACACUGCUUUUGCUCUGGGUCUCAACCAUUUGGGCAUAUGGUUCAGCUCCGGGUGAAGGACAGAAAGCACCUCUUUUUGUGCGAGACGCCCUGUCCCUUUGGUACAUCAUCCAGCCCAUGUCGUUGGUUGUGGUGAUCCUUUACUGGACUGUCGUCAACCAGUUCUGGGAUCCAUAUGCCAUCGAAUUCUCGUCCCUCUGGGCACACCUCCUAAAUUGGAUGGUGUUGAUUGUGCAUUUGUUUGUGAGCAACCUACCAUGGUCUUUCAAGAAUGGAAUUUGGGCCUUUAUGUUCUCCGUGGUCUUUGUGAUUUGGACGAUCAUCCACUACUUCUUGGAGAUUGGUAAAGGAAUUCCAUGCGAUGACUAUGAGAUUGAGAAGUGUCCAAUCUACAAUACUUUUGAUUGGAACAAGCCAGGCCAGACCAUUGGGAUUUGCGUCGGGGCUUCUGUUGCUCUGCUGGUGGUCCUGGGUCUCUACACCGGCCUUUUCCGUUGCCGGGAUGCCUGUUCCGGACGUGGCAGGACUUCGACAGGGGAGAAGGAUGUUGAGGCAGCUGCGGCAUCAUAA